Molecule: messenger RNA, 1224 nt
Organism: Carcharodon carcharias (great white shark)
Lineage: Eukaryota; Metazoa; Chordata; Chondrichthyes; Lamniformes; Lamnidae
Exons: 7
Coding region: 1-750 (249 amino acids)
Source: RefSeq, a predicted model, not a curated record
AUGAGAGUCAGUGAGACAGAAGUGACACGGGAACAGAACUUACUGCAAGUUAAGAUACAGGAGCAGCACAUGUUGGAUGAAUGCUCCCGGCCGCACACUUGGGGAGGAACCCGGAGACGCUACCGACGGCUGGAGCCCAUUCAGCAGGCACCACCGAUUCAGGUCUACCAGCAGCCCCCACCAGAGCCACCUCGGAUUAUCCAACACACGCUUCCCCAGCAGCCCGCAACAAUCAUACAACAGUUGCCACACCAACAGCCACUCAUCACGCAGAUCCCGCCUCCGCAGGCCCUUCCACCAAUCAGGUCAGGCAGCAUUAAGGAAGAUAUGGUUGAGCUGAUGUUAAUGCAAAAUGCCCAGAUGCAUCAGAUAAUUAUGCAUAAUAUGAUGUUGAAGGCAUUACCUCCAAUGGCAUUCUGCCAGCCUGGCAGUUCAGCAAGCCCUGUGGUCUCUCAUGGACAGGAUAUUCAGUCAGCAGUACCAUUUAUAGUGAAAGCUGAGAAGCCUCGUCCAUCUUCAGUGCACCAUCAUCAUCACUACUCCGCCCAGGGGCAAUCCACACCACAUCCACCUCCCCUCCCACCAAUAGGACAGCCAUUGUGGCCAUCUAUGCUACCUUCAAACCCAAUGGCACAGCACAGCAACAUCCAGCCUUCAGUUCAGCACCUGAUGGGUCCGACAGUGACGCUCCCUGCCUUGCAAACGGAAACAGUUGAUGGAACCUACUCCCGAAUGCCUCCAGGACUGUAAAUGCAGAAUACUACAUACCUGAAGCUCAAGAACACAGUGGAUGAAGGUCAUCUGAAGAAAUUUCUUUCUCAGAAGAAUGGGUUCAGAUCACCCAUUUGACAGACUGGGUGUGGACUUACUGAAUUCUCUAAAUGGAAAUUUAUAUUGUUUACAAUGGAUAAUCGACAAUGCAAUCCUACAAAUUUAAACUGAAAAAGCAAUAUUUCACAAAUUAUGAUACUUUGAAGAUAUUUGUACUUCCCCAUAUGCUGCUGUAUAAACAUCAACUCCAAACAGUUAGUGAACAAUCUAUACUCAUAGAAGCUAUAUACAGUUAAACAGUGAAUAACCUUUACUCGUUAGAUACGCAGUGAGUAAUCCUUACCUUAAAAAUAAACAAAUUAUUACCCAGUGCAUAAUUUUCAUCCUGCUAAAUGAACAAGUUACACCCUCUCCAACCUGUCACCUUUUCUACCAUCCUGCUUACUCAUCUAC